Messenger RNA from Trypanosoma rangeli, 978 nucleotides. RefSeq lists its product as uncharacterized. The record is from RefSeq and is a predicted model, not a curated record. NCBI's taxonomy places the organism in Eukaryota, Euglenozoa, Kinetoplastea, Trypanosomatida, Trypanosomatidae. The coding region runs from base 1 to 978 and encodes 325 amino acids. Gene Ontology annotation, molecular function: protein binding. The transcript has a single exon.
AUGAACAAAGGCGGUUUGACGUCGUUGCUGCUUGCGGUAUCCUUUCUGUGUAUUCCCUCAUGUGUGGCGAUUACGCAGCAUGCAGGUGCACCUGUGGAGCCAAUCGUAGUCGGCACGUCUCCAAUAGCGAAUAAACCCGUCAAGAAUUGGUCGGUGCACGAUGUUGAGUAUUGGAUGAAUCACACGGUGGGAUAUGCGGAGUUCAGCGGGUAUGUGCGCAAGUACCUUGUGGACGGUCCAACUUUGCUGGGGAUGGAGCCGGCUGACUUUGAGGAGCAUUUUCCCGUUGAGAAUGCGAUUCAGGUGGUGAAGCUGAUCUCACACGUGAAGCUGCUAAAAGGGCUUUGUCUUUGUGACACCGAGGAGGAGGCCGUCGUGGAUUUCUGGUCCUACUUCCGGAAGGAGAAUUUUCGGGUCUGGGUGGUGGGAGGAACCGCCGUGUUCUUUCCUCGUCUGGCGAUGCUGUACACCUUUUUCCUUGACAGCGAGCUGUACACGCUGCUCCUUGGUGUACCGACACCACAGGCGAGCGCACUCAGUGCCGCUGCACAGGGCGCAUUGAACGUUGCGACGCGAACUGUUUCCUUUUCACGCACGCUACUUUACAUACUCUCCUUCGCUGUGGCGCCAGAACUAUUUUUGGCGUACGAGGCGGCCUACCUGUCUUUAACGAAUUACUUCAUCAUGCCGGUUUUUGUGGUGCACUUCAUCAUUCAGGCAUUCAACAGCUACACAUUUCUGUUGUUCUGCUGGGGUGGCAACGCAUUUCCACCGAACACGUCGUAUCUCAAGGUGGUGUGGGAUCUGUGUUCUUACACGAUGCUCGUGCCCCCCGCCUUGCUUCUACUUUACCCUGUUCUGCCGUACGUGGUCCAGUCCCUUGUUGUCUACCUGCUGCUGGGCUACAUCGUGCUGGGGGCUAUCGGCUUCUGCGCUCUCUUCACUGAUGUACGAAAAUCCGCGCAGAACUCGUCGUGA